UUAGAGAAACAAGCGAGUUUAUUGGGCCUUGACCCGUAAGUAUUGUUUGGAUCCAAGCCCAGCCGUCAACAUAGUCUGGCAGCGAAUAAACAAGAGGAAAUUUCGUUUAGCUUCAUCCAAUUUCACGACCGGGUCAAACUUUUACCAGCUAUUGGAAUCGAUUUGUUUGUUCAAUUCCCGGGUGAGUUCUUCUCCGUUCACUGUAAUGAUUUAUUUCAUUUGUAUGGAUAGUAAUAUGCGUAUGUAGUAGAAGGAUCUGGAGUUCUGAAUUUCCGGUGAAAUUUAGUGUUCAAUUGGAGUUGGAGUUAUUUGACACUUUUAUAACCAGCAUUUACAUUGAUCUUUAUGGCAUCUCGAAGAAACAUUCCCUACAGUCGUCUUGCUGAUGAUGAAGAUGAUUCUUAUGAUGGUAGCGGAGAAAGGCAAAAGGACCCUCGAUUUGACUAUAGCCCUAAAUCUUAUGAUAAAAUUCCAUGGAAAUCCAUCAUCCUUGCACUUUUCCUGCUCUCCCUGGGAUGCCUACUUCUCUUUCUUUCAUUCUUCAUUUUCACAGGUCACAUGGGUGGAGACCGUUCCCAAGCAUACGGCCUUUUAGGACUCGGAAUUCUUACCUUCCUGCCAGGCUUCUAUGAAACUCGAAUUGCAUAUUAUUCCUGGAGAGGUGCCCAAGGCUAUCGCUUUGCUUCAAUUCCCGAUUAUUAAGGUUUUUUGCUGUUUUAUCCACCCUAGCUUUGAUGUUUAUGAACAAGUUUUUGUUUGAGUUAAUGACAUAUAUUUUACCAUGUGGAACUGUCAGCCUUCACAUUUGAUUACUUUUAAGUAUCUGAGUUGUACCAAACAUGUAGUUACUGUAAUUGGCCUGAGCAGAAAUCCUGUACCAUAUUCAGAUAUUCUUCAAGAAUGGCUUGUGUAAAA
This is a messenger RNA of Olea europaea var. sylvestris, 915 nucleotides long. RefSeq names its product transmembrane protein 230-like. The transcript has 3 exons. Lineage: Eukaryota; Viridiplantae; Streptophyta; Magnoliopsida; Lamiales; Oleaceae. Gene Ontology annotation, cellular component: endomembrane system. The record is from RefSeq and is a predicted model, not a curated record. The coding region runs from base 346 to 702 and encodes 118 amino acids.